AUGAGCUCCUUGCUCCCCUUUGACAGUGUGCUAUGUAACCUUUUGGGACUGUCCCUCACACUGUGGUUCACCCUGCUCCUUGUAUUCAUCAUCGUUCCUGCUAUCUUUGGUGUUUCGUUUGGCAUUCGCCGGCUGUACAUGCACACCCUGCUCCGUAUCUUCACGGUGAGUUUCUCAGUGUUGUCACUGCACGUUUUGGUGGAUUUGAUGGACAUCUUUAUCCAGGUGCACACUUGUGUGAGUGUUAGUACAUGUGUGCAAGCUUCUGUCUAUUUAGCACUCUUAGUGAUUGUUUCUUUAUCUUACAGUGGGCAACCUUACGGAUAGAGAGAGGAGUAAAGGAGAACCGUAAUGCACUGUAUAAACCUCUUACUAAUGGUAUGUACUAUAUAUAAAUAAUUGUCAGAGGAUCAGGUUGCAUAUACCCGCUACUGAUAUUUUGUACAAUUUACAACCAAUUAUGUAUAGAAACACACAUUACAUACUUGCAAUGGUAAAUCAAAUUAAAAUUAUAAAUAGGAAAAGGCUAGGAAAAUCUGCCUAGAGCAAAGUAAAACUACUAGCGAAACACUAUCUUAGAUGUCUGAGAUACAUCUCCAAAAAUGCCUGCACUAAUAGUUGAAACAUCCAAUGCAUGUUUUGCAGAACUAGGCUCAUCAAACUUAGAGGGCUUUCCAAUCCAACUUGUUUAUCCUAAAAUUUAAAAAUCACCUUUCAAUUUACAAUUCAUUGAAUAAAUAACUGUGUAAAAAUGUUACUUAUGGUACAUACAAUAAACAAGAUGUGUGUGUGUGUGUAUAUAUGUAUAUAUAUAUAUAUAUAUAUAUAUAUAUACAUAAAAAAUAAAAGAUAUUACUCGUGUAGGCACAGAACCACUGCUUGAACCUUUUACUAAUGGCGGGGGGUGGGGUCAUAGUGUUAGCAAAGCACUUUUGUAUCUAACACAAUAUAAUUCCUUUAAUUUUUUAUACCAUCUCAUUUACAUACUGCUCACAGCUGUAAUGAAAGUUACACGGUCACUUCAGGUACACACAGCUUACAAGAACACAGCAAUCAACUUUUUAUAAUAUAAUAACCUACGUUGGAAUAAGCAGGCACUCUAUAAAUAAUCAUAUAUUUUAAUGUUAUACUAUACCAUCUCAUUAUUUUUUUUUAAAUUCAGUAUAUCUAUUGAUCUAUAUACACACACAUAUUUUGAAGAAAUAAUUUGCCUAACUUUCCCCUUUCCAGACAGCCAUCUUUAUGCACCUUUUGUCAGUUUAUCAGUUAUCUGACCCAGUGCCCAGUUUUUCAACAUGUAUACAUUGCUUUUCCAAAUCAUGUGCUCUUUUUGCCUGCAUCAUUUUCUGUCAGGUGUGAGCUUUGGGCCACUUAACUGACAGUCUUAAUGAAGGUGCAUGAAGAUGGCUUUGGAAAAGGUAGGCAUGUAAUUUCAAUAUGCAUGAAUUUAAAAUAAAUAAGUGAAUGAAACAAUAUAUAAGCUUCUUACAUAUACAGAGCAAUGUAGUUAUUUAUUUAACUGCAACUAUUAUUAAAUAAACAUAUAUUGCAAGCAUUUGGAGAUGCAAAUGAAAGCAUACCCUCUGCAAAUUACCAAUUCUGUGUGUUUGUAUUUGCUUUUCAAAUUCCAAACUCAGGAAUUAUUGCUAGAGAGAGAACAUCGCUGGAGGAUGGCAUCUCAGAGCUUCGUGGAUCUGGGAGCUCGAUGGAAGAUCCCGAAUUUGCUCUGUCAGACAUCUUUUAUUUCUGUAGACAAGGCAUGGAGAGCAUCAUGGACGAUGAGGUGACCAAGCGUUUCUCAGCAGAGGAGUUAGAGACCUGGAAUCUGCUGAGCAGAACAAACUAUAACUUUCAGCAUAUCAGCCUGCGGCUUACUGUGCUGUGGGCUUUAGGCAUGUUGGUCAGAUACACCUUCUUACUGCCACUCAGGUAACAGCUUUCUAUGGGUUGCUAUUUCUGUGUUUGGCAUAUUUGAUUCAGUGAUUUUUUUACAUGAUAUCCCUUCUAUUCACAGGAUUGCUUUAGCUGUUACAGGCAUCGGCCUUCUGGUUUUUGGUACUACUGUAGUCGGAUAUCUGCCCAAUGGCCGGUGAGUACCUUCUGAUAACUGUGUAUGUACAAAUAACUAUUAAAGUACCAUGUCAGUUAUAUAUUGUCAUAUAUGUGGGAGCAUUUGUCUUGGCUUGCCUUGCCCCAAUAUGUGUGUAUAUGUAUAUCUCGGGUCACAGCUAGAUCAUACAAUUCAAAUUAAUUUAAAACCCAUAGUGCAUAUGCCUGGGUACGUAUAUGUAUUUCAAAGGGAAGUGAGUUCUAUAUUUCCACCUUACUUCUGUGGAAUAUUCUGUAGAAAGAUAUAGUUUUAUUUUCUUUUCCCUACAGCUGUCAUUGGAGACGUCUGAUGGGAAAUGACAAGCUUGACUAAACCUUUUGUCGUAGGAAAGAUACCAAGACAAAGCGUUCCCUACUUUGUCUCGGUAUAUCUUUUGACUGGAUUGGAAUUUAAUGUGAAUAUUUCAUGAAGAUUUUAUCUUCACAAAAUAUUCAUUUUUGACAUGGGGUGACAGAACCGCUUUAAAUUACACCUGUUAUCAACAUAAAGGGAAAAGUUGUAGUCCUAGCAACUAUAGUGUCCCCUCCCCGCAGCAUUGAAAGCAUAGCUCAUCUCUGCCUCCGCUCCUCUGCCGCCAAUGUCAGCUGGCAGGGGGGGACCUAAUAUGCAUGCUUUCCUAUGGGGUUUUAGCUGACGCUGGAUGUCCUCAUACAAAGCUUAUGAACUCAAAUCCCUUCGUUAAGAUGAAAUGAUUUUCGAGCUUUGUCUGUCCCUUUUAUAUUACAUGAAAGUGCAUCAUAAUUCAUAGAUACAUUUUGCAAAUUUGAAAGCAGAUUUAUCUUCUCUGUCACAGCAACUAAAGAACAUGUUCUGUAGUUGCUGUGAGAGCACUCUAGCAAGUGUUUGUUAUAGGAAAAUAGCAACAGGAGGCCGAUGUCACUCCAGUCUGAUGCUGAUAAUGUUGAUGCUAUGGGAGUGUCCCGUGUGUGCUUUAUGUGUGAGAAAAAAGACUUUUAAAUGUAUUAUUAAAUGUUAUGUUAAAGAGUAACGGUAAACGCUUUUGCAGUAUUUACUGAGGUGAAAUAACAAGAGACUACCAUUUCUCGGAAAGUGCCAAAAUGUAUUAAAGUGUGUUUUUUCACAUUAUUAAUGAAUCGGAGAUAAGUGAUAAAAAAUAAAAAAUAAUCCCCAUACCUUCAUUGCACUUCUUCGUUGCACUUCUUCGUUGCAACUUUGACUUCCCAUGACGAGGCAGAUGAGCACAUGCCUGUUUGGAUCCAACAAACAAAUACAUGCACACAUACAGGAUCCACAUUUUCUCAAGAUAUGCAAUACACGUGCUGUGCGUUCAGAACACUUCAAGAAUUUGCUAAUUUAUAUACUUUGAGGAGCAUUGCUUGGCAAAGUAUAAAUUAAAAGAAAAGAAACAAAAAAAAAAUCUGGGCAUGUCCAAUAGCUAACAUUACUUUUGUUUUAGCUAUUAGGAUGUACUAAAUUUAAGGAAGAGAUCUACUUUAAGUUGUUUUUAGGAAGCAUUGUGUGUUUGUACAAAUGUAGUACCACAGAUUUAUUUAUUUUUUUAUUCUCUUACAUUUUUUUUCAUUUAGUUUUGGCGAAUUCUUGAUAUCUGCAGCUGCCUGUCUUUCUACAUAUAUCUUUAUAAUAAUGUGCCUAAUUGUCUGCUUCUUUUUAGAUUUAAAGAGUUCUUGAGUAGACAUGUGCAUUUGAUGUGUUACCGGAUAUGUGUGCGUGCACUAACUGCCAUCAUAACAUAUCAUGGGAGGUGAGUACAUUGUGCUAAUUGCAGCCAGCACACACCAGGUAUACACAACAUACAUCCAGCACACACCAGAUGCACACACCGUACAGCCAGCACACACCAGAUGCACACACCGUGCAUGCACCCGAUGUGCGCGCACACACCAUACAGCCAGCAUGCACCAGAUGCGCGCGCGCACACCAUACAGCGAACACACACCAUACAGCCAGCACACACCAGAUGCGCGUGCACACACCAUACAGCCAGCACGCACCAGAUGCGCGCGCACACACACCAUACAGCAAGCACGCACCAGAUGCGUGCACACACACCAUACAGGCAGCAUGCACCGGAUGCACGCAUCAUACAACCAGCACGCACCAGAUGCACACACCAUACAGCCAGCACGCACCAGAUGCACACACCGUACAGCCAGCACGCACUAGAUGCACGCACACACACCAUACAGUCAGCACGCACUAGAUGCACGCACACACCAUACAGCCAGCACGCACUAGAUGCACGCACACACCAUAUAGCCAGCACGCACCAGAUGCACACACCGUACAGCCAGCACGCACUAGAUGCACGCACACACCAUACAGCCAGCAUGCACUAGAUGCACGCACACACACACACACCAUACAGUCAGCACACACUAGAUGCACACACACACUAUACAGAGAGCACGCACUAGAUGCACACACACCAUACAGCCAGCACGCACCAGAUGCACACACACCAUACAGCCUGAAUUCUUAAUACAUACAUACAGCCAGCACAAACACACAACAUACAGCCAGCAUAUGCAACACAUUACGUGCAGCCAAUUCAAACAUUACGUACAGCCAGCAAACACCACAUGUAUUACACCUAGCUGAAACACACACACUAUGGGGAAGGUUGUGAGGGCAAGACACUAGACUCCAAAAAUGUGCACAAUAAAUCUGAAUUAAAAAAAAUGCCUGUUGUAACUAUAGCUGAGUUUGAAUAUUUUUCCAGAUCAGCUAUUUUGGCCUUAGUUUUUCUUUGAUUUAACCUGGGAAAAUGUGUACUUUAGUGAAUCACUGUACCUAAGCAGGGUACUUUCUAAUUUUACAUUUUGUGUGAGAGCAAGUAGAUUGUCAAGACGUGCAAGUAGAUUUUUUUAAAAUGUCCACACUUCUGGGCAUGUUGUAAGAGAACAGUGCACAACAUAAAAGUUAUAAGCCUAAUGCAAAGUGCAUGCCAAUAGCUAUAUUGAAUCUAGCAGAUGUAAGGUGCAGUAGAGUCUAUCUCUCCAGUCAGCUGACGGUUAAUUCAGUCUAGAAACUGGUGUGGGAAACUGUAAGGGGGCCAUCUGGUGGCAGUUCAUGGGUAGAUUCCUUAUUACUAGUUAAAUAAAAUGACCUAUGCCUCAGAGUGCAUUUCAUCCAGAAUCCUAGCUGAUUUUAUGUCGACACUGGCAUAGUUAUUCACUACAUUGUUAAUUGUUUGGAAUGAAAUUCUCCCAAGUCUGCUAUGUUCACACUUUAGUGAAUCAUCCUAUAGGUGAGCAGAGAUGUUGCUGCACUUUGUUAACAGCAGACAGACUUUUGCAAAUAUUCACACACAUCACAUUACAAAGUUUCUGGAAUCAAUCAAUUACAGAUACUGUUAAUAUAAAUAAGAGAGGUCUUAAGGUCCUCUGCAAUCAUUUAGGUAAGAGGUCUUCAACACUGCCAAUGAUGGCUAUACUUAGACACUCUAUUUGUUCGGGACUACCCUAUUCAAGACUAUAAAAUUGUAUGGGUGUAUCCAUCAUAAUCUCUUGUUCUAUACACAGAUUAUUUAUGUAGUAUAUUUUGUUAACCAGUACUGUGCUAAUUUUCAUGUUUAUUAAAGGAACACUCCCACCCCCAAAACAAUUAAUUGUCAUUUAAGUUCGUAUGAGCGCAAGAGUGUCCGGCAGCCAUCUUACCUCCGGUGUAGAAUUCCUAUUGCCCUAUGUCCAGGACAUGUAGUUCUGCUACAGGGAAUGUGGGGGAGUGGUUGGUGCUGGCGAAGAAUUUGCAAUGUGAACCUAUGGUGGGUGCAGAACACCGUAAAUGCUCCCUUACAGUCUGCUCGCAAAUGAGUAAAAGCACAACUACCUGGUAUUCCGAGUAUGCACUCUAACUCGUUGAAUGCCUGAACUUUGACGGAGUGAUUAGUGUGCACCACCCUUUAGAGGGGCAAAACAAACACUCCCGGACUGGACCACAACGGAUUUUAACCACAUUAGACCUCCAGGCAAUGUAGCAGGUGGGUAGUAGCCAAAGCGCACAAACAUAUUACACGCAUGCACACCAAACACACUAGUUAACACACAUCACACUACACAGAAGCAGCACACAACCUACCACACACAUGCACAUUAUACCCUGCACAAAGUGCCCCCACAUCUAAGCUCUUAGCAGGUGCCCCAAUCUGAAAUUAUUGUAUGCGUUAGGAAAAGUAGUUUGUUUUUGUUUUUUGCAACAGUUUAACCCCGUAAUAGGGACUUUGAACUUAUGCCUCCCAGUGUCUUUCCUCUCUGAUCUGUAGUAUGAGAGGUUUAGCGGGGCAGCCUGUGAUAAGCUGAGAGUGUCAGCUGACUCUUUUAGCCUAUUACUAGGCACCCGUUGAGAGAAAUAUUAUGUGCUAUAAAACAUAACAUGGUGCAUGGACACUCCAACUUCCAUAACAACUUAUUUGACACUGUGUUACUCUUGUGUAUGUGGCAUCUCUGUAGCUUCUUAUCAGUGCCUGUUAUAUCAUUGGGUGUCCACUGCAGCUGCCUAAUUAGGAAUGGCACCUACAAACAAAGAUUAGUGCUAUGUGAGCUGAAACGUCAUGUAUAUUUUUCUUUGAUAAGUAUGACCUUUAUGUGUUUUUUUUUUUUCUUCCUCAGUGAGAAUCGGCCCAGGAAUGGUGGUAUAUGUGUUGCUAAUCAUACAUCUCCAAUCGAUGUGAUCAUCCUGGCCAGUGAUGGCUACUAUGCUAUGGUUAGUUUGAGUCCGAAGCAUGAUAGAUGGGUGGGAUCUAUUAACAGAGUUGUGAAGUAAUUAUCUGUUAUGUCUUUCUCCUUCUGACUGCAGGUAGGACAGAUCCAUGGUGGUCUAAUGGGAGUGAUUCAAAGAGCCAUGGUAAAAUCCUGCCCGCAUGUCUGGUUUGAGCGCUCAGAGGUCAAGGACCGCAUUUUAGUGGCUAAAAGGUAAAGGAUGGAAAUUUUUUAUUUUAAUGAUAAUCCUAUUUAGUACUUUCAGUACAGGAAGAUGCUGGAAAUGACACACAUCUCUCGCUACCCAACACCAUUUAACAAUAGGUACUAUGCAACAUCAUACAGAGACUUGAAACGAUUUGCUCUUGAAAAGUUAACCUGGAGAUGUUUGUCAAGGAUAAAAGGAAAGAGCACAUAUCUGGCUGAGUCUUUGUCUCAUCAAAACAAAAAAUGAAGAGGGAGUUAAUACCCGGUUUUGUUCCUUGACACCUUUUCUAUAGUCUUAUAGUUCUAUAAUAAAGAAAAGGGCAAUCCGGAAUUUGUUUUGUAAUUUUAUACAGAAAAUAUGACUUGUGUAAUUGUUAUAUUAAGUUGAAUAUAUUCUUGCAGUCGAAGAGAAAUAAAUAGAAAAAAUAAACAGUACAACAUUUUUAGUUACUGUACAUAUUGGUGAAUGUCAUAGAAAGUCAGAUCUUUUCAGAUAAGUUAAAUGGUGGGUUGGAACCGAUGUAUCUCUGGAAUAUUAUUCUGCAGUUACUACUCUCAGUAGGAAAGUUUGUUAGGUCUAUGGAUUUAAAAGAUAUGUAUGUGACUCAGCUAACAAAAUGACAUACAUGUCUGGAUUCCAAAGUCAUCUAGUUAAAUGGACACUUAAAGGACCACUCUAGUCACCCAGACCACUUCAGCUUAAUGAAGUGGUAUGGGUGCCAGGUUCCUCUAGGAUUAACCCUUUUUUAAAUAAACAUAGCAGUUUCAGAGAAACCGCUAUGUUUAUAAAUGGGUUAAUCCAGCCUCUAAUGGCUGUCUCACUGACAGCCACUAGAGGCGUUUGCAUGCUUCUCACUGUGAAAAUCACAGUGAGAAGACGCCAGCAUCCAUAGGAAAGCAUUAUGAAUGCUUUCCUAUGAGACUGGCUGAAUGCGCGCGCAGCUCCUGCCGCGCAUGUGCAUUCAGCUGAAGAGGAGGAUCGGAGGCGGAGAGGAGGAGGAGAGCUCCCCGCCCGGCGCUGGAAAAAAGGUAAGGUUAACCCCUUUCCUUGCCAUCCAGCCCGACGGGAGUGGGACCCUGAGGGUGGGGGCACCCUCAGGGCACUAUAGUGCCAGGAAAAGGAGUAUGUUUUCCUGGCACUAUAGUGGUCCUUUAAGUCACCAAAAAAACUUUAGUUUAAUGAAGCAGUUUUUUUUGUAUAGAUCAUGUCCCUUCAGUCUCACUGCUCAAUUCUCUGUCAUUUUGGAGUUAAAUUACUUUUGUUUCUGUUUAUGCAGCCCUAGCCACACCUGCCCUGUCUGUAACUGACAUCAUCUUUUGUUGUACAUCCCCUUUCUAUAAAAAAAAUAUUUAAACACUGUUUGUUUCCGAACUGAUCACCUAUUUAGGAUACAAAAUAAGUGUAAUCCAUGAAUGGUCAUUGACUAGUCAUAUUCCAAUUUUUAUAUUUAAGUUGUUCCUAAUUUUGUUUGUGUUAUAUUUAUCUGAGUAAAACUUUUGAGUUUUGUUGGGAUUUUAUUAUGUUUCUGCAAACGUCCAAAUAAUACAGCUGUACUGCACAUCCCUUUAUUAUUACACACAAAAUUACGAUGACUUAUUUAUGUAUAAUUUUUCUUUAAAUGCUUUCUUCCUGUUAGUGCAUAAACAUUUUGAUUUGGAAUAAGCUGUUAUUGCUAAGCCGUUUGCCUAUGCAAAUAUUUAGUAAGUGUCAUAUGAGAUUUGAGUAGUGUUAUGGAAACUUGCAAAUUGGACAUAUAUAUUCAUGGAAAGAAAAUAGGAAACAUUUAUAAUAGGGAUUUAGUAUAAGGUAUACAAAUUCACGUUAAGGCAAACAAAGGCACCUGGAGGAUAUCUGAAAUAGGAACACAAGAUGACUGUCACCUUUAAAAUAGCACUGUAAAAAUGUGAAAGGUGUCAACACGCAGUACUUAAAGCAUAUGGGCAUGAUUAUGUGCAUGGUUUAAACAUUGCAAUUAAAAGUAAAUUCAAGCCGAUCUCUAAGACUCACUUUAAGUCCCUCCAAACACAGAUAGACAAAUUUAUUUGGGCAGGAAAACGGUCCAGAAUCAAACGAAACACGCUGUAUAUCCCACACAAAAGAGGGGCCUUGGACUCCCGAACUUCUGGGACUAUCACCAAGCGGCCCAACUCGCACAAAUACAAACCCUUCAUGCCCCGGCCUGGAUCAAGAUAUGGGUAGAUCUAGAACACAACCUAUUUCGCAGGGACUUCCCGUCACUGUACUUCUGGGUACAGAAGCAGCACAGACCAGGGAUGCCCCUGACCACACCGGCCCUGACGACAUCCCUACAAAUAUGGGACAGAGCAACACGCAAACACAAACUCACCAACACACCCUCCCCUCUAACCCCCGUACUAAGAAACAAUCAAUUCCCUCCAGGCAUGACACUCCAAAACUACGCCCACUUUGAAGACAAUGACCUAACUAGGCUCUGCCACUUCUUCCACAAUGAUCACCUCCUUUCAUUCGCCGACCUGCCGCAAACCACCCCCCUUAACACCUUUGACCACUUCCGCUAUAUCCAACUACGCAGCUUCUUGUCCAACCUAAACAUUACAGCAGUGGCGAUGGAAAAGCCCACGCAAUUCGAGAGGAGGUGCCAACGCACUUCCAUACAGAAAGGGCAAAUAUCCACUCUAUAUAACAUACUGACCCUAAACACCCCCCCUCCCCCCCGGAAGCCUUCUCAUAUGUAAGAGCCUGGGAGAGAGACCUGGGCCCCCCAUGGGAUCCCUCGGACACCCCCCUACCUCCCCCACCUCUCCCUACCUCGCCCUCCCGGCCACUAUCACCCACACAGGACCCGCCAAAAGAUACGCCUCUCACUAAAGUCCUGACACCGAACUGACCUUCCCCCCUUGGAAGCACUAGGACACAACACAGAAAGGCUGACCUAGCGGCCCAGACAACACUAAAGGCCGCUACCAUCACAACGGCCCUCAAAGUACCAACACAUCUUGUAAAAUUACGAACAGAGUAGAAGCCCGGGGUCAAAGGAACUGAAGUCCAAAAAUGCAAUCCAAGACCAAAAGCCAACCCCUUCACACCCUCCGGUACUACCUUCCCGAGACAAACCCCAAAAUAAUGUUUACACCCAACAACAGGACCACUGUUACCAACGCUCAUUCAGUGUCUACUUUUCUAAUGAUACCUCCUCCCUUCGUCCGGUCUCUGUUGGAGUCCCCCAAGGCUCUGUGCUUGGUCCCCUUCUAUUUUCUCUUUAUACUGCCUCUCUUGGCAAACUUAUUAACUCAUUUGUAUUCCAAUACCACCUGUAUGCUGAUGACACUGAGAUAUACCUCUCCUUCCUGGACUUCUCCCCUGCUAUCUCUGAUUGGAUGUCCUCCUGCUAUUUUAAAUUCAAUCUCUCUAAAACUGAACUCCUUGUCUUUUCCUCCUCCUAAUACUCCUAAUCCUGAUCCCUGUCUUUCACUCUCCCUUCAAGUGAGUGGUACCCACAUCAGUCCAUCCUUGUAAGCGCGCUGUCUUGGUGUUAUACUUUAUUCUGGCCUCACGUUUGAGUCUCACAUCCAGUCUGUUACCAAAUCCUGUAGAUUCCAUCUUAAAAACAUAGCCCGCAUCCGCCCCUUUCUUACACAAGAUGCUACUAAGGAGCUUGUCCGUGCUCUAGUAAUCUUUCGCAUGGAUUAUUGUAACUCUCUCCUAAUAGGUCUUCCCACAACUCGUAUUGCCCCGCUAGUCUGUAAUGAAUGCUGCCACUAGACUGAUUUUCCUCUUCUGUCGCUCCUCUCACACCUCUCCCCUGUGUCAAUCCUUAAAUUGGCUUCCUGUAUCCUAUAGGAGUCAAUUCAAGGUACUAAUCCACACCUAUAAAGCACUGACCAAUUCUAGCCCCUCCUAUAUUUUUUCACUGAUCCGCAGGUAUGCCCCUUCUCUGUCUCUCUGCUUUGCCUUCUCCUGUCUGCUGCUCGCACCCAUACAGCCAACUCACGCUUGCAGGACUUCUCGCAGAUUGUUCCUUUUCUUUGGAAUAGCCUUCCUAUGACCAUCAAGCUCUCCCCUAGUUUUCAAUCAUUUUAAAAAGUUCCUCAAAAGCCAUCUCUUUAGGAAUGCUUAUGGCCUCCCAGAGUAACCUCUACCUCCUAAAGAGCAGCACUCUAUUCUCUCCUCCAGCUCUGCUUCACUCCACCUUGUUUAAUUGCUACUUCCUGUCCUGUUGGGUUUUAUGCCCUACCUCCUAUAGACUGUAAGCUUGUUUGAGCAGGGCCCUCUUCAACCUAUUUUUCCAGUAAGUUUUUGUAAUUGUCUCCCCCUUUGAAGAUAAUGUAACGUGCUAUGGAAUAUGCUGGUGCUAUAUAAAUACCAGUAAUAAAAAUAAUCUAAUGUUUAUACUUCCUUUAUUGCACCCAUUGUACAGCGCUACGGAAUCUGAUGGCGCUAUAUAAAUAAUAAAAUAAUAAUAAUAAAAUAAUUGCACAGUCUGUUUAAUUUAGCACUUCCUAUCUUCUGCUCUAUUAAUAGCCUGUACGAAAAUCCUGUGUGUAAUUAAAGUCUAAUUAAUUAAGAAUGAGAUAAAAACUUGUAAAGUAAGCACACUGUAUUGAUAGAAAAUGAACCGAUUUUUAAUUUUUUAAUUUUUUGGGGCUCUGUUAGUCACAGCUGGGGGGAGGUGGGGUGGCUCGGGCUACAUAAACAGAAACAAAAGUGAUCUAACUCCUCAAAUGCAGAAAAUUGAGUAUUGAGACUGCAGGGUCAAGAGCUAUACACUAGAACUGCUCCAUUAAGCUAAAGUUGGUUUGAUCUCUGCUCCUUUGCCCUCUAACAUGGUUUUUUUUUUUUUUUUUUUCACAUCUCCAUAUUUCUCUUUCUCCUUGUAUUUAAUACACUCUUUACAUAAGCUGUAUAGUUUUGUUUGUUUUGGUAUUUUCUUCUUGCCUGUAGUCUCUACAUUUUCUCUUGUCUUUUUAGGCUUACUGAUCAUGUGCAGGACAAGAGCAAGCUGCCUAUUCUUAUAUUCCCAGAAGGUAAAAAAUCAUCUAAAAUUAGUUUUUUUUUUGUUUUGUUUUUAAUUGGAGUUUGAAUACUUGAAAUACAGCAUUGCCGCAGUAUGCAAUUAAGAACAAUGUGUCUUCAACAUUAAACAUAAAUCAUAAGUAACUUAAAUGGCAGUAGAAACAAUCUACAGGAACUGUAUAUGUGCAUCAACAUUGUGGUGUCAUGAGGGUCAGCAGCUGCAGUGGGUGGUCUGAGUCUGAUUUUCCUCACAGGAGCUUGACGUCUGCGGGCGACCCAGAGAUGGAGUGUGUUAGCUUUGUGGUAUAGUCUAAGAGUGUCUCUUUAGUAAAGUUGGCACGUGUAAGCCCUUCUUCGGCCUUUGGGUGAUUUUGGUCUGACACGGUGUGUGAUUGCCUUCGUCUCUGGGUUCCCCUGUGUCUUUAUCCUGCUGGUUUAGCUGCUGGAGAAGCCGCUUUUGAUCAUCUGUGGAGGACAGGGUAAGUGUCUGGUCUCCCUGUGGUACUGCCAGGGAUCCGUCUGCACCCCACCGGUAUCUGAUUUGCGCGUCCAUUAGCUGUUUGGCUCAGGUGCCAGCUGUCGCCAUUCCACAAGUGCUGCAAACGGGAUAUCCCCAUAUAGGGCCAUUGUGCUACCCUCCAUUUGCACUGUGCCCAAGUCUCUGGAGUGGGACAAGAUAGCAGAGCGGGUUGCCACGUCCUUUGUGAUAACUAUAGUGUCUCUGGGUGCGUCCGCGGGAGCUGUUGCAGCUUUUCAGAUUCUGAACAUGGAAAGUAUCAUGUUUGGCUCCGCGCCCCUUUUAAUGCCCAUUACAGAUAAUAGGCGGUGGAUGUAGGGCAGCAGGGCUUCCUUCGGAGGCGAACAUUCCGUCAUCUGUGCCGUGUCUCCAUUGUCGUGACAGUUCGUGUGAGCUUUUGUACCUGCAAGGUAAGAGCCUUCAUCGAGUCUUGGGAGUGCUGUAGUUGGAGCUCCCUUGCACCUUCCCUUGACUCCACUGCUGUCAUCCGCUGUUGGAGGUUCCCCACCUCUUUCUGAGUGCUCAGUAGGUCGGCCUUCCACACUUCUCUCAUUUCCGCCAGGAGGUCUCGUAUAUCCCGCUUAGUUGAUAGGCAUGAGUCCUUCUUCCGAUUCAGAGUCCUGGUAUCGGGCCCCUGCGUCUGCUGGGGGCGAGGUAUGGCUCUCCUUAUCCUCAUGGGAGCCCUCGGAGGCCUCCUCUUCACUGGGUGCCUCGGACGCCAUUUUGGCAGGUGCUGGUGGAGUAGGUCUCGUAAACGAGAGCCGGAUAUGCGACAUUCUGGGUGUCUCUUGGGGGUGGAAUUUUUUAUUUUUGCGCCCCAUUGACUUCUGUGUGUGAGGCGUGUGUGUUGCCGCAGUUGGGCGCCGUGUGACGGGCUUUUUAGUCUCUUUUUUCAGUCGUAUGUAUGGAGCUCCUCAGAAACGCGUCCGUCUCCCUCAGCAGUUGGCCACGCCCAAAGUGUUUUUAAAUCUUCUUUUUUUUUGUCCAUCUUGUAGUCUUGUUUCUCCAUCACUCAUUACUACCCUUGUGUUCCUUCUGUUUAGGAGCUCAGACUUUGUGGUGUGAAUAAGUAUAUAUCCCAGUGGUUCACAGUAGUGUGCCUUGUGCAUAUGUAUUACUGUAGUCAAACCCACUGUGAAGUGUGCUGUGCAUCAUAGAGCUCUAAAGUCAUACAUAAAUGGUGUUUAUGAGUAAGUUACAAAGCUCCUAAUUAAUAAAUGAUAUGUGGGGGAAUCUUAGAGCUUUGCAGCAAUGUAGCUUUUAAAUUAGUAUCUAGACCGCAUUAAAUGUGUUUACAUGUUAGUUUGUGUCCUGUGUUCUAAAUUACUCAGUUGCUCAUGAAAGUGUUCAUUGCUGCAUAUUGAUACAUUUAUGUUCUCUGUAACGUUAAGUAAUUUUAGGCAACACUCCAACUUUUAUUUAUUCCUUAAUCUUCUACCAUUAAAGGUACCUGCAUUAACAACACCUCCGUCAUGAUGUUUAAGAAGGGAAGCUUUGAGAUUGGUGCCACCAUCUACCCUGUUGCUAUUAAGGUGAGGAGAAAGUCAGGGGAUAUGUCAUGUUAUUAUCCAGGCCUUGCCUUAUCAGUAAGUGUCACCUAACAAUAUACAUCUGCCCUCAAAUCCGCAUAGAUUGUAAGCUUGUUUCAACAGGGUGCUAUUCACUCUAAAUAUCCCAUUUCUGUUUAAUAUGUAGGCACUAUAUAAAUGCUAAUAAUAAAAAUAAUAAAGGAGGCCCAUGCAUAAUGGGAUGUGCUUGUAGUGUAGUGCUGGGUGAACAUUGCCUACGUCGCAAACAUAUAAUACACUAAUAUAAUGUAUAUUUUUUUAUUUUUUACAUCAAAACCUCUGUAUUGUCUGCCACUUGCUACCAAAACAGCAGUGUUUGACAUAAAAGGUUUAUGCUUCAGGCAGACAAUUCUAUCUAGGUUUUAAUGUUGUCUUCCAUAUUAUUUAUUUAUUUAUAAAAUAUUUUACCAGGAAAGAUACAUUGAGAUUUCUCUCGUUUUCAAGUAUGUCCUGGGUCCACAAAUCCUUGCAUUGUUACAAUUAGGGUACAAUAAAAUACAAAAACAAUAUUAAUACACAAUAAAUACAAUAUUUAAUAGGCAGGAAAUUUAUAAUCAACCAUGACAGGUGGAUUCUGUUUUGAGGUAUGUAUAGAGGGAUCUCUUAAAGGACUUUAGGCUUAGGGAAGAUUUUAAAUUGUGCGGGAGGUCGUUCCACAAUUGCGGUGCUCUGUAGGAGGAGGGGGAUCGGGCUGCUUUCGUUUUGUAUUGAGGUAGACUAAAGUGUUGGUACUGGAUCGGAGGUUAUAGGAAGUGGGAACAGCUGAGGAAAGCAUUGUGUUCAGGUAGGGAGGGAGUUUCCCAGAAAAGCUCUUAAACACAAGGCUGGAAAGAUGAAGGGUGCGUCUGGAUUCCAGCGACAGACAGUUUAGUUCUUUUAGCAUGUCACAAUGGUGGGUCAUGUAAUUACAUUGUAGCACAAAUCGGCAGAAUGGGUUAUACAAUGUGUUGAGUUUAUUAAUGUGGGAUUGCGAUGCAGAUGCAUAUACUACAUCCCCAUAAUCAAUGAUUGGCAUCAGCAUUUGCUGUACAAUCUUUUCCUUUAUUGUAGGGCUUAGGCAGGAUUUGUUUCUGUACAGGGCACCUAGUUUUGGAUAAAGUUUAGAUGGGGUCUAACAUCAUACCCAAGUAUUUUAAAGAGUGGACUGCGGUCAGUGUGCCAUUUGAAUUUGUUUUGAUGGAUAGGUGGGAAUUGUGUAAUUUUGUGAAAGAUCAUUGUGACAGUUUUGUCAGUGUUCAGGAAGAGUUUGUUUUUUGCGAUCCACUUUUCUACCUCUGUAAACUGGUCUUGGAGCACAGCCUCAAGCUGCGGUAGAUUGGAAUUGCUCGCAUAGAUUACCAUGUCAUCUGCGUACAUGUGUACAUUUGAGGAUUUGCAGACAUUAGGCAGAUCAUUUAUAAAUAAUGUAAAUAGUAGGGGGCUGAGAAUGGAACCUUGGGGAACACCACACGUGACCGGGAGAGGGAGGGAGUCACUGUCAGAAAUGGACACAUAUUGCAAGCAAUCCGAUACAUACAAUCGAAACCAGUUUAGUGAACGAUCACCAAUACCUGAGUUUUUGAGUUUGUGCAGUAGAAUGUCGUGGUCUACUGUGUCAAAGGCCUUAGCAAAAUCAAGGAAAAUAGCUCCAGUUAGGUCUGCUUGUUCCAUACCAGUUUGGAUGUCAUUUCAAACUUUUAAGAGGGCAGUUGUAGUGGAGUGAUUCUGGCAAAAGCCCUAUUGAUCAGGGGUCAGAUAGUUUGAUUGUUGGUAGUACUCACAUAGUUGCGUAUGGACACAUUUUUCUAAGAUUUUAGACAAUAUCUGGAGAUAUUGGGUGAUAGUUAGAAACCAAAGUAGUGUCACCACUUUUAUGGAUAUUCACUACUCUCGCAGUCUUCCAAAGUUUGGGUAUGUAUCCAGACACCAAGGAUUCGUUAAUUAGAGUUGCGACGGGUUUAGCAAUUGCCGGCGCACUGAGCUUCAACAGCAUUGCUGGGAUUUGAUCAGGUCUGGACUGGUUUUUCAUUUUUAGAUUAUUAAGAUGUUUUUCAAUGACACUAACAGGUACAGGUCUAAAAAUCAACUUGUCUAUGUUGGGACUUUGCAAAUUUAGUGGGACCUGAUCCACAUUUGUAGUUUCAGGAUGCGUGUCAUUUAUUAGCUUGGCAUAUAAUGUCAGGACCUGACUAAGGUACUGUACCUUUUGCUUUUCAUUAGGAAAGUGUUGGUCAUAAAACCUUGCUCUGCUAUCUGUUCCAUCCUGGACUUUAUAUGGUGAGACUUUAUGUAAACAGAACAGUUUACUGUCCCACAAGAGAAUCUGUACAUUUAGCCCAUAAUUUAAGGAAUAUAUGGAAUUAAAAAAAACAAAGUGUGUAUAUAUAGUGUGUCAAAGCUGUUGUAUGCAGCAGACACAUACUCCAAGGAAUCCAUGUAUAAAGUGGAUUUAUGAGGCAGUAGUGAGAGCACUGUUAAAGUGAGAUUUCUGUGGGAGAAGUCUUGGCUUGACUGGUGUGUGUAUUUGUGUUUAGCAAUGUAUUAACACUCUCUAUCUCUCUAUAUAAUGAUUUUAGCUAGCUUGUGACUUAACACUUUUGUAUUGUCUAGAUAAGGGGAUUAUAGUUUAUCUUUUUUACAGUAUGACCCUCGGUUUGGAGAUGCUUUCUGGAACAGCAGUAAAUAUGGGAUGGUCACCUACCUACUGCGAAUGAUGACAAGCUGGGCCAUAGUAUGCAGUGUUUGGUAUUUACCUCCUAUGACACGUCGGGUAAGAAAACUGUAAUAAGUGGUCUGAGGCCACCUACCUGCCAUUCUUAAGCUGUUGGUGAAUUUUAACUCUUAAGAACUUUUUCUAUAUUUUGAAUGUUUGCUAACGGUAAGAUGUAUCAUAACAUUCUUUGUAAUAUUCCUAUUUGAGUUAGUCAAAAUGAAGCAAGACUUCCUUUUUAAAAGCAGCAAAAAUGUAAAAAUUAGACAACCAGUCUUGUUACUUCCUGGUACUUUAGCUCAGUGCAGCUAAACUCAACAGUCAGGCAGUUGCUCAGAGCAUAUGCCUCCUCACAUAACUGCAUUGGGAAGUCUGUGAUUGGACAGCCACAGAGAAUCUGGACUUGGUUAGAGGGGGAGAGCUUAGAAAUAAUUCAGACAAGUGAUGUGCGGCUCUUUCAAGCUGUUUUAGACAUACCACCAGUGAAAAAUGCGCCAUUAAAUAUAUGCAUGUUUUUAUUAAGGGGUAUAUCUACUAAGCAGUAUUUGUUUUGUUUUUUAAUUCGGGAUGUGGAGUGUCCGUUUUUAAAUGCCAAAAUACAAGAUGUGGUGCUUGCAUUAAGAUAACCACAAAAGAAAAUCCAAAACCUUGUAAAAGUUGUAGUUUUUUGUUUCUCUCUCUUAAUUUGACAAGUGAACACAUCUGUUUGAAUGAACAAUAUUAUUAUAGUGGUAAGUCCUGGUCACACAGAUACAUAUCCAAUGUUAUGAUGUGGAACUAUUGCUUAAGUGUCAUUUAAGGGGGUUAUAUAGAUCACCACUAAAACAAACGUUCGUUUUGUAACAGCAUAUAUAGUACAUUGGUACAUUGAAUAACAAUCAACAAAAAGAAAGUUAAAAAUUGCAGGUACUAAAAAAAAAAAAAAAUCGGCAGAAAAAUCCAAGUAAUGCCAUCAUUCCCUUACAUGUCAAGGCACAGUGCAGCACUCUGUUGCAGCAUAAUCUCUGCCUGAAAGGAAUGUGUCCCACAGGAUCCAUGUUUCCUUCAUUAUAACUGGAGUGAGUUGAGUGAACCAGAACAAUUAGUGUAAUAACCUAGCCAUUCAUUGUGUCCUUGUUGUCUUGCAGUGACAUAUGCACAGCAAAUUGUCCUGUCUAUUACAAUAUGAACACCAUCUGCUCUGAUUUGUAAUGAUUUAAAAGUGCUGACUAAAAACUGUGUAUGAUACAGUAUAUUUUCUUCUCCCUCCUAUAUUCUUGAGGCACACAGAUUGAAAGACUUGCAGUUCACAAACUUAAGUUGGUCCAUUGUUAACCUCUUUAAAAGAGAGUCUAUGUACCUAAUACGUAUUGUCUAUCUAGCUAGUACCUACUUAACUUAACCCCUUAAAAAUGUGCAUGUAAUAUCUAAAUGUCCUAAAUGAUUUGCCUUUUUCCUUCUAACAAGUUUAGUUCUGAGAAUGUUAUGACUGGGUCUUGCCUCUCACAGUUAGACCUGUAAAGCAGCCUUUUUCUAUGUAAUGUUAUCCAACUAUCAUACCAUGUUGUUGCUUGCACGUACCUCCUCUCCUAACUAUUUAUGCUGAAAAAUAGUCUUCAUGUCAUCAUACACAAAAAUGUGCAUUGUGUUCCCAUGUCAUGCUCUAUUGAAUCGUCGUUUACUGUUAUAUAGUGAGUACAUGCUCUUGGGGCAUGACAAACGCAUAUGUAACUGCUUUCUCUUUAUGCACUCAAAAAUAAAGAAUUAAAAUAAAUAAAAGAGAGUCUAUGGGAGCAGUUGCUUUCUAUUUGUUUAUGUAUAUUAUAAUCUUUGCACACUCCGCACUCAACAAUUCCGUUCAUGGUUGCCCCAGUGCAAUCUCUGUCCAACAAAUAUAAUUUCAUAUAAAGAGAGCAUUUGAAAAUCUUGUAAUUUUUCCCAUUGACUUCAAACAGACAAGCAUAUAGUAUGGUCAACAUUUCAGUCCCAACACAUGGCCUUUUAUUCAAGACCAAACUAAAAGAAAUCAAGCAAAUAAACAGAUGAGAAAUUGAGAUAAGAGUGAAUUGCAAGGACAAGUGUGACCUAGAGAAGAUCCACAUACCACAUAAUAUUAUAUAAAAUAGUCCAUACAAACUCCCCAUGAAAACACCAAAUAACCCCCUGGCAGUAAGGGGUGAUACAGAACCUAGAAUCUGUAAACCAUAAACCAUUUUUUUUGUGGUGUACAGAAAUUCCAACACCCAGCAAAGGUCAAAAAAGAUAAAGUAACAAAAGAAAAGACCUGUUCAGUGCUAGGUAUAUCUCCAAAGCAUAGGGUUACCAAGUGCCCAUAAUAACACAACAUUAAAAAGUAUACCCCUAUAGCCAUUGCCACAUAGUGUCUCCUAGCAUGUCAAAAAGAAAAACCAAACAAAACAAGUGUAUAACAGGAGCAAGAAAGAGCCAUACUAGCACUUAUCAGAAAAAAUGUCAAGGAGUUCUUUUUAUUUAACCCUCUUGGUGCAAUACAAUCCAGUGUGUGGAUUUGGGGGGUGGGUGGCAUAUCAGAUGCCUGUAUAAAAAAUGUUAUACUGUAACUCUACCUUUCACCCAUUCUUUCCUCACAGGUAUUUUGUGCAGAAAAUACAAUAAAUUGGGAUCACAUCAAAUAAUUGACACUGUGGCCACACCAUGCCCCAUCUUUAUAAAGCCCUAGGUGGGGCCGAGUCGUUGAUUUUAAUUUAUUUGUAAAAUAUAUAUAUAUAUAUAUAUAUAUAUAUAUAUAUAUAUAUAUAUAAUAUAGGAUUUUGUGGAAUAUAUAGAUACAUACUUACACAUACAUAUAUAUAUAGGAUUUUGUGGAAUAUAUAGAUACAUACUUACACAUACAUAUAUAUAUAUAGGGUUUUGUGGAAUAUAUAGAUACAUAAUUACACACAUAUAUAUAUAUAUAUAUAUAGUGUGUAUAUUUAUAUAUCCCUCAAUACACAAUAUCUUCAUAAUUUGACUGUUUUUCCACUGAAACAUUUGAGAGCUGUGCAAGAAUUUUUUUUUUUUUUUUUGUGGCAUGAUGUGACAUGUAAUUGUUGCUAACAGAGGGAAGUAGACUGUGUGCUUGUCAUGGUUGUGUGGCUGAGGCGACUCUUAUCUUGUCCUUCUCAGGAAGACGAGGAUGCAGUGCAGUUUGCUAAUCGAGUGAAGUCGGCAAUAGCACGUCAGGGUGGGCUCGUUGAUUUGCUAUGGUGAGUCUGAGACAAAUCCCUCUCCUCUAUGGAGCUGUCAAUCUGUUUUUACUUUACUUAAUGCUUUCUUACAUUUUGCAGGGAUGGAGGACUGAAAAGAGAAAAAGUUAAAGACGUUUUCAAGGAGGAGCAGCAGAAAUUGUACAGUCGCCUCAUUGCCGGAAACCAUGAAAACCGCAGCCGCUCCUGA
Pelobates cultripes (western spadefoot toad) is the source of this 20159-nucleotide messenger RNA. The record is from the annotation of a GenBank genome assembly. NCBI's taxonomy places the organism in Eukaryota, Metazoa, Chordata, Amphibia, Anura, Pelobatidae.